UGCAAGAUGGUUUGCGUGGAGAUCGUAGUGAAACUUUUUCAAUGGCUAGUUUCUUUCCAGAAUUCAUGCAAAGACGAUUUGCCUUGGAUUUGGAAAGCUCUUUACAUGUUAAUGCAUCUCCUAUGCCAGGAAGUGCGAGGGCUGAGGCCGAAAGACGAAGAGCUUUAGCACUUAAAGCAUUAGACAAACGUCUGCAUUCAACAAAUAAUAAACCAAACUAUGGUCCUACAUUUCCAUUUCCAUUUAUAUUGCCAGAGUCAAAACGUUCCGCAGGAGAAUCUGCCGCGACUUCAACAAUAAAUAGUAAUUCAAAAACUUCUAAUAACCAUUCAUCAUCGCAUUUGGAAUCUGUAACACCUGGUGUCUCUUCUGAUUCGGUUUUGUUUGAUGCAAAAGAACAUUUGGAUGAGAAAAAUUUAUAA
This is a messenger RNA of Racocetra persica, 422 nucleotides long. The record is from the annotation of a GenBank genome assembly. NCBI's taxonomy places the organism in Eukaryota, Fungi, Glomeromycota, Glomeromycetes, Diversisporales, Gigasporaceae.